GCAGCUGUGCCUGAAAGCUCUAGAAACAUCUAGUUCGCUUCCGACUGCGUCAGUCCAGCUAUUCUCAUUUUAGGAUACGUAAGAAAAUCCGGAGUUAAGUCCACAAGCUAGCAGCGUUUGCCCGGGUCGUGUGUUAGUGGCGGUUGCUCUUUUUUUUAAAACAUUAUCAUUCUUUCCACAAGACUGGUUUAUCUGCUGUGAAGAAGCUCGCUUCACGCCGAGACAUGCACCCAGCAACUGCUAAGUGGUACGACAGGAGGGACUCUGUUUUUAUAGAGUUCUGUGUGGCUGACAGCAAAGAUGUUAAAGUUAACUUUGAUAAAACAAAGUGUGGAUUCAGCUGUCUUGGAGGAACUGAUAAUGUUAAACACGAGAACCAAAUAGAUCUUUUUGAAGCUAUAGAUGAAAAUGAAUGCAGACAUAAACGCACAGAUCGCUCAGUCUUGUGCUAUCUACGAAAAGCGGAGCCGGGAAAGGCGUGGCCAAGGCUAACAAAAGAGAAGGCUAAGCUGAGUUGGCUCAGUGUUGACUUCAACAACUGGAAAGACUGGGAGGAUGACUCGGACGAAGAGAUUGGCAACUUUGAUCAAUUCUCAGAUAUGAUGAACAACAUGGGAGGAGAGGAUGACCUGCCUGAUCUAGAUGGUGCAGAUGAUGAUGAAUCUGCAGAUAGCGACGAUGAGAAAAUGCCAGAUUUGGAGUAGAAGACAUUAAGAGGCUGUAAAGAAAAUGGGAAAACAGGGGGAUGAGUGGGAAUCUAAACAAAUGUAUAUCUUGAAACUGAAGGCAGUGACAAACAACUGUACAUAUGAGUCAGUAGCCAUAUUUAAAUCCAUAGCCGCAGCUCCAAACUCUUUGACCAGUCAGUCUACAUAAGGUUGAUUUGCAUGGUAUUGUACAGAGCAGCUAUCUACGUCCAUUUGCUGUACUGCAGCUUUUUUUGGGUAUCUUGUUUUAAUGUUAAAUAUUAAAACUAAGCACACAUUGUUUGUUGGGGAAAACUGUAUAGUUGUACCUAACUGAGCAAUACAUGUUAAGAGAGUUGAAGUUUGUUUGAAAAUGUUUGGACCCACCUGUUGGCGAUGUUGUGUUUAAGGUAUUCGACCAGUGUAGUGUAUCCCAUGAUUUAAGAAUUAGAUGCAUUGACUGAUUGGGUCCUCUGAAGCCUUCCAUGUGCUGUAUUUUAGAUAUCCAGGAAGCCAGUACCUGAAUCUGUAGCUUAACUUUGCAGCUUACAUGUUUCCCUUUCACAUCUUGUUAAAUGUUUGUAAAAUCAUUGCAGGACGACUUCUAUUUCUCCGGUUGUCACCUACUGCUUCAACAGGUUGAAUUCCAAUAUUUGGGUGAAUUUACAAGCUCCUCUCAUACUUUUAACUAACAUGCACAUAUUUCUGAAAAGAGGCGAAGUGAAGUUUUGCAGGUGUUUAAAGAGGGUUGAAGUUCGGAUAAGCCUCAGAAUUGUGUGGCUUGUUGCUACCCUACAGUUUUGUUUUUUGUUUAACCCAUACACCCUCAUGGUUUUGGAGAUUGUUGGUACUAAAAAACAAGUAAUGACCAAAUUAUAUUUGCACUGUUGAAAAUGUAAGGGGAGGCAAGUACUAUUCACAGUGAAAAUGUUUGUUUUUUACUGUCUACAUCUUUCUAAUAAACAGUUUAAGAAUCAA
Molecule: messenger RNA, 1664 nt
Organism: Girardinichthys multiradiatus
Lineage: Eukaryota; Metazoa; Chordata; Actinopteri; Cyprinodontiformes; Goodeidae
Gene: ptges3b
Product: prostaglandin E synthase 3b (cytosolic)
Exons: 8
Coding region: 225-704 (159 amino acids)
Biological process (GO): protein folding; telomere maintenance via telomerase; prostaglandin biosynthetic process
Cellular component (GO): cytosol; nucleus
Molecular function (GO): prostaglandin-E synthase activity; protein-folding chaperone binding; Hsp90 protein binding
Source: RefSeq, a predicted model, not a curated record